Molecule: messenger RNA, 1007 nt
Organism: Xiphias gladius (swordfish)
Lineage: Eukaryota; Metazoa; Chordata; Actinopteri; Istiophoriformes; Xiphiidae
Exons: 6
Coding region: 3-527 (174 amino acids)
Source: RefSeq, a predicted model, not a curated record
UCAUGGGGUUUACUAUCUGGCUAAGCGUGCUCUGCCUGCAGGCGAGCCUGCUGUCACACGCCCUUGACUGCUCAGGAGGGACUCAGGGAGAGCUGUGCAUCAGUGGACAGACAAACGGGCAGUAUGAUGAUCAGAAGCAGCAGAGGGUGCUGCCCUUGACUGACGGACAGGUUUUGUUCAGACAUAGGAGACAGUUGGAGCGGAGGGGUCCCACCCACCUGAAUCACUCAAGCCUGCCUGGGGCAGUCUCUGUCAAAGGCUUCCCUAACACUCUCAUCCAGGCUGAUAGGUCCAGGCGACACUUGGUUCAAUCUGCAAAUAAAAAAAAGAAGCGCAUAUCCCGCGUCGGCUCCUUUUCCCUCCUUAGCAACAACAAGCAAUCCAGCCCCCUACAAGUCACCAGAGCAAGGAGACAAGUGAAGCCCGAGCCACCCAAGAAGGGGAAAUCAGGUCGUUCUGGGGCUUUCUCUGUUCUGGGAGAUCCACAGAAUGAAGAUCAGAACAACAGAUCUAAAAGAAGCAUAUAGAAGACAAGUGCAGCAAAAUAAAAUGUUCCUUCUCAUUUUGGCAUAUCCCAACAAAGGGUGUGCACAGUAAAAAUGUGUCCACAUUUUAACCAAAACAAAUGCACAUAAACUGAAGAUCGGAGGCAAAAUAUGACAUUCGGAAUAGGAGCUUUUAUGUUUUUUUUUUCUACCAUCACUGUUUCAGCUGUAAGCUAGCUUACAUCUAUCACCAGUCUGUACUUACAGAUACUUUUAUACACUACUUUAAGUUUCUAAUAUAUUCCUGCAUCUUAUCACAAAAGAUCCCGUAUUAUUAUUCUAGUAUGACAAUUUUGUAACCUAUUUAAUCACAGAUUUCUUAUGAAGAUUGGGGGUAUAUUUUUGCAGAAAUAUUUCUUGUGGUGUAUCAGAUUUCAAAAAAAGUUUAGUAGAGACAUAUGCGUUAAAAGUCUUAAUGGUGAGCAACAGUUGUUCUCUAUUGUUCUCUGUUGUUCUCCAAAG